Messenger RNA from Pseudopodoces humilis (Tibetan ground-tit), 744 nucleotides. NCBI's taxonomy places the organism in Eukaryota, Metazoa, Chordata, Aves, Passeriformes, Paridae. The record is from RefSeq and is a predicted model, not a curated record.
GCCGCUGGUUCCGGGCCGUUCUCCAGGACUAUUCCAGCUCUCUCCGCGAAGCCGCAGCCGGUGCCCGGCGCCGCCCGCUGCUGUCGGCGGCGGCUCUGCUGGCCCUGGGGCUGGGGGCCGGGCUGGCGAGCUCCGUCCCGGACCGGGACUCGCUGGAGAGCGCGGCCGUGGCGGCGGCGGCGGCGCUGGGGAAGCUCCCGGAGGCUUCGCGGAGCCCCCGAGCCGAACGCCACGUCCUGAGGCUGCUGAAGCUGCGGGAGCGGGGCCGGCUCCGCGUCCUCAACCUGGGGGUCGUGGCCGUGGCCGGGGCCGACCCCCACGGCGGGGACCCCGCGCUGUACUCGGCGCGGUGCCCGCACCUCCGGCCGCGGCUGUGGCAGCUCGGGGCGCCGCUGGAUGUGGGGUUUUGGGGGCGCUGGUGGCUGCUGGAGGAGGCGCUGAGGGACGGCGACAUCAACGAGGAGGAGUUCGGGCACCUCCCGGAGCGGCUGCGGCGCCUGGAGCCCCGGGAGCUGCGCUCCGAGAGGAACGAGAGGCUCCACAGCGAGAGGCUGCGCGCCGUGGUGCUGAGCGAGGAGGAGAUGCGGGACUGAGGGGGUGGGAUCCUCACGGGAUCCUCCGGGGAUCCUCAGGGGAUCCUCACGGGAUCCUCACAGGAUCCUCACAGGAUGCUCAAGGGAUGCUCCGGGGCUGAGAUGGAUGGGAUCCUCACGGGAUCCUCACGGGAUCCUCAGGGGAUCCUCA